AUGGAGAAUGGGAAGGGGAAGGGGAAGGGGAAGGAGAAGGGGAAGGAGAAAAGGAAGGAGAAGGGGAAAGAGAAGGCGAAGGAGAAGGGGAAGGAAAAUGGGAAGGAGAAGGGGAAGGAGAAGGCGAAGGAGAAGGGGAAGGAGAAUGGGAAGGAGAAGGGGAAGAAGAAGGCGAAAGAUAAGGGGAAGGAGAAGGGGAAUGAGAAGGGGAAGGAGAAUGGGAAGGAGAAGGGGAAGGAGAAGGCGAAGGAUAAGGGGAAGGAGAAGGGGAAUGAGAAGGGGAAGGAGAAGGGGAAGGAGAAGGGGAAAGAGAAGGGGAAAGAGAAGGGGAAGGAGAAAGCGAAGGAUACGGGGAAGGAGAAGGGGAAUGAGAAGGGGAAGGAGAAUGGGAAGGAGAAGGGGAAGGAGAAGGCGAAGGAGAAGGGGAAGGAUAAUGGGAAGGAGAAGGGGAAGGAGAAGGCGAAGGAGAAGGGGAAGGAGAAUGGGAAGGAGAAGGGGAAGGAGAAGACGAAGGAUAAGGGGAAGGAGAAGGGGAAUGAGAAGGGGAAGGAGAAUGGGAAGGAGAAGGGGAAGGAGAAGGCGAAGGAUAAGGGGAAGGAGACGGGGAAUGAGAAGGGGAAGGAGAAGGGGAAGGACAAGGCGAAGGAGAAGGCAAAGGAGAAGGGGAAGGGGGAGGCAAAGGAGAAGGGGAAGGGGAAGGCGAAGGACAAGGUGAAGGAGAAGGCAAAGGAGAAGGGGAAGGAGAAGGCAAAGGAGAAGGGGAAGGGGAAGGCGAAGGACAAGGCGAAGGAGAAGGGGAAGGAGAAGGAGAAGGAGAAGAAGAAGGAGAAGGAGAAGGAAAAGGAGGAGAGAUCGAGAGAGAUAGAAGGCGUUUAG
Molecule: messenger RNA, 876 nt
Organism: Closterium sp. Naga37s-1
Lineage: Eukaryota; Viridiplantae; Streptophyta; Zygnematophyceae; Desmidiales; Closteriaceae
Source: the annotation of a GenBank genome assembly